This is a messenger RNA of Hyposmocoma kahamanoa, 1161 nucleotides long. It is a transcript of the gene lin-28, whose product is annotated as protein lin-28 homolog. Bases 176 to 907 code for a protein of 243 amino acids. Gene Ontology annotation, molecular function: zinc ion binding; nucleic acid binding. Lineage: Eukaryota; Metazoa; Arthropoda; Insecta; Lepidoptera; Cosmopterigidae. The transcript is spliced from 5 exons. The record is from RefSeq and is a predicted model, not a curated record.
AAAAUGUUUAAUUUUAUGUUUCAUAACAAUUUUCAUUACAUUUCUAGAAUUUUAUGAUAUUAUUAUGUAUCUCUAGGCUUCCUGUAGAACAGUUUCUAUUGCUCAAGAGUCUGAACAAUCUUGUUUAUUUUCUAAAGGAGAUUUGUGUCUUGUUUGAGUUAAUAAAUGGUUAAGAAUGUUUUAUGAAUAUGUAUCUUUUCUUAUUCUUACAGAGUGCAGCGUGUGCGCAGCGGCGGCGGCGGCAGCGGCAGCCUCUGCAGCUGCUGCAGCUGCAUGGGCCAGCUCCAGUGCCGAAGCCUCUUCCACCAAACUUGCUGCACAGGUGGUAAAUAGCACUGUGAACGGUGCCGUCAAUGGAGCCGUCAACGGUGGCUCACCUAAAUAUAAUGGAAAUUGUGCGGGCGCGGGGUCGACAGGGGUGACAGGGGUGACACGACGCGGGCGCUGCAAAUGGUUCAACGUCGCGAAAGGAUGGGGCUUCAUCACGCCGCAAGACGGCGGGCAGGAUGUCUUCGUACAUCAGAGCGUCAUCCAAAUGCCAGGAUUCCGGUCUCUGGGCGACGAGGAAGAGGUGGAAUUCGAGUGCAAGGAGUCCGACAAGGGAUUGGAGGCCACACGUGUGUCCGGGCCUUCCGCUGUAGAUUGCCAGGGCUCGCAUCGCCGACCACUUUCUAAGAAACGAUUCCGGAAAAUUCGUUGUUACAACUGCGGCGAAUUCGCCAAUCAUAUAGCGGCAAAGUGCAGCAUCGGUCCACAACCAAAGAGAUGUCACAAUUGCAAGAGCGAGGACCAUCUCAUUGCUGACUGUCCUGUAAAGGUCGAGAAGAAGAAAGAAGACCCACAGUCUAACACUUCGGGCAGCUCACAGGACAGUCAAGGAGUCAGCCUGAGUAGCCCGCAACAGUAAUUUGGCUUCCGGUACUCUUAGGUCACUAGAGAUAAAACACAGAGUAUAAAAUAUUAUGCUAUUAAAAAAACACCAGCCAAUACCGUACUGGUUCCGUUUCAGUACGUUUAGGCUCAAGUCACACUGAGGUAGAGCCGAAGCCUCGCGUCGCGUCCUGUUUUUUACCUACAACGACUGGCGACGCGCGUCGACGCGCUUCAACGUUCGCAAUAGUGCGCCCAGAUCACAGCGCUCCAUAACGACGCUUGACUCCA